AUGAGACUCUCUGCCCUGAUCCUGGCCGCCGUGGCCGACGCAGUUGUGCUCGCUCGUUGUGACAGUGCUCCGAAAAUAGAUGAAGAUGGACGGUAUACCAUCUCCGCUCCUGGUAUCAAGGCCCAGUUUAUCCCCUAUGGCGCCACCCUAACAAACCUCUUCGUGAAAGACAAAAACGGCGAAGAUAUCGAUGUCGUCCUCGGCUAUGACGACGUCGAUUAUUACCCCGUGGACCCCGGCCACCCAGUCUACAACGCCAUCCCCGGCUGCUACGCCGGGCGAAUCGGUAAGGCCCGGUACACAAUCGACGGGGUAACCUACGAGACAGAACGUAACGAUGGUGAGAACACUCUCCACAGUGGCACCAACAACUGGUCAUUCCGCUACUGGAAUGUAACAGCUUACACCGCGGACUCCAUCACUUUCUCCUUGCUUGAUGAGUCCGAGUCGUCCAAGGGCUUCCCCGGGCGUGUCGAGGCCAACGUAACCUACUCUGUGACGAACAACACCUGGCAUAUCAAGAUGACGGCGCACUCCCUUGACAACAAGACCCCCAUCCUCCUAACUCAACACACCUACUUUAACCUUGACGCCUACCGUAACCCCGCCACCUCACUCAUUUGGAACCACACCCUUGCCCUGCCCUACUCCCCUCGCUACCUCGAGGCCGACGACGCUGCGCUGCCCACAGGCAAGAUCCUCACUGCUGCUGCCAACUCCAUCAACGACUUCCACAGCGCCGGCCACGAAGGCCGGCCACUCGGCCACUCCCGCCAUCUUCCCCAGUUCGCAGGUAACUGCGGCGGCGGCGGCAUGUGUGAGGGAUAUAACGGGUAUUGGCUCUUCGAUGACAUUCCAGAGACAAAGGACGGGGAAGAGAGGCCCGUGGUCGUGGUGCUGAGUAGUGAGUUUUCGGGUGUGAAGGCAGAGCUGAGGACUGAUCAGCCUGGUGUGGUGGUGUAUACGUGUAAUUGGAUGAAUGGGAGCGCCAAGCUGAAGAGUACUCAGGGAUUGGAAGGGAGGGAUACGGUGGGGAGGAGUAGCUGCAUUGCGAUCGAGGCGCAGGAGUGGCCGGAUGGGAUCAACCAUCCGGAGUGGGGUCGGCUAGAGAAGCAGAUAUUUGGCCCCGGGCAGAGGUAUAGCUGGGAGAGCUCGUGGACUUUUAGUGCGUAA
Messenger RNA from Thermochaetoides thermophila DSM 1495, 1173 nucleotides. RefSeq lists its product as uncharacterized. Lineage: Eukaryota; Fungi; Ascomycota; Sordariomycetes; Sordariales; Chaetomiaceae. The transcript has 5 exons. The record is from RefSeq and is a predicted model, not a curated record. The coding region runs from base 1 to 1173 and encodes 390 amino acids. Gene Ontology annotation, molecular function: carbohydrate binding; aldose 1-epimerase activity. Gene Ontology annotation, biological process: beta-D-galactose catabolic process via UDP-galactose, Leloir pathway; glucose metabolic process.